Drosophila kikkawai is the source of this 717-nucleotide messenger RNA. Its product is annotated as C-type lectin 37Da. Lineage: Eukaryota; Metazoa; Arthropoda; Insecta; Diptera; Drosophilidae. Gene Ontology annotation, molecular function: signaling receptor activity. The record is from RefSeq and is a predicted model, not a curated record.
AAUUGUGGACAUUAACUAGUUGAGCUCCAGGCAUUGAACAAUAAUGAUGAAAAUGUCGCAAACACAGGGAAAUGGAGUAACGUUUCUGCUGAUCCUGGCCAGCGCCUGGACUCUGUCAUCGGCCUAUCUGCCCGAUGUCAAUAUCUUUACCAAUUACCGCACCGAAGUCUAUAAUGGCAUUCCCUCGGAGAUCGACACCACACCCUUUGUACGGAUCGGGGACAACUACUACUAUAUCGAGCCGAUGAACAAGGUGAAUUGGUUCCAGGCAGCCGGCGCCUGUCGCAUGAUGAACGCCCACCUGGCCUCCAUUGAGGACAAGCCGGAAAUGGAGGCACUGAUCAAGUACAUGAACGCCAAGGGGUUCAAGAACAACGAUUACUUCUGGAUAUCCGGCAAUGAUCUGGGCACCGAGGGCGCCUUCUACUGGCUCUCCAACGGCCGGCCCAUGACAUAUGCCCCCUGGAACGGACCCAAGCAGAUGCCGGACAACUACGGUGGCAACGAGAACUGCGUCCACAUGUUUGCCACCCGUGAAAUGAUCAACGAUGCCAACUGCAAGAUCCAGAUGCUGUAUGUGUGCGAGGCCACGGAACCCAAGACCUUCAAGUUCACCUACAUCAAGUGGUGAAAGAUUAUAUAACAUAACUUUAGAUGCUCAGACCUAAGUUGAUAUAUAUACAUAUAAAUAAUAUAUAAUAUUUAUAAUCCAAAUAA